Triticum urartu is the source of this 1550-nucleotide messenger RNA. NCBI's taxonomy places the organism in Eukaryota, Viridiplantae, Streptophyta, Magnoliopsida, Poales, Poaceae. The record is from RefSeq and is a predicted model, not a curated record.
UCUACAGCAGAGGCCGAGGACGCGGUGCUCUCACUUGGCUUCGCGGGAGGGGAGGGAGACGUCGUCGUCGUCGUCGGCGUCGGUUGCGUCUCCACUCCGCAGGAGCCGCAGCCGCAGGCACCGCCGCCUCCCUCCUCCUCUCCGGCGAGCUCAGCGCGGCGGCCCCCCUCGCCGCGGAAUCCGCUGCUCGUCCCGCUUCCGCACGUCCGCAGGUCCAGUAUAUAAUUGUUUCAGCAAAAGCGAACCCACCAUGGGUCAAGGUCCGUCUCUGAGCCAUGAGAAUAGCUCGAUCGAAUAUGCUGCGGGAUCUAGUAAAGGAUCAAACUCAAAAGUUGAAAACGUUCAUUGCACUAUCCUUGAUUUAGAUGGCUCCAGCUCCACAUCAUUCUUCGGUGUUUAUGAUGGCCAUGGAGGAGCUGAUGUAGCAUUGUAUUGCGCUAACAACUUCCAUAGAGUGCUGGUAAACGAUGGAGAUUAUAAGGAUAAUUUGGAUGUGGCACUGAAGCGUGCGUUUACCAGAAUGGACGAGCAACUGGACCAAAAUGAUGACUGGAGGACAUUGGCGAACCCUCCUGGUGUCGGUGUCAAAUUGCUAUGUUUUCCCAGCACCGCCCCUCGUGUCCAGGGAACUCCAUACAUGGAAGGGAGCACAGCAUGCGUGGUUCUCAUUAGAGGAAACCAGAUCAUUCUUGGGAAUGUUGGCGACUCUUGUUGUGUACUCUCAAGGGAUGAUAGUCGGCAGGCAACUGAGUUAUCGACCAACCACACGCCAGAAAAUCAGGAUGAAAGGAACAGAAUUAAAACUGCUGGAGGGCAACUACUCAACGUAGGUGGCGCUGAUCUUGUUAAUGGGAUACUUCCUUUGACAAGAGCUAUUGGUACCUUCCGUUUCAAGCCACCUUCUGCAGGACAUAUUGUGACAUGUAUUCCAGACAUGCACAUUGCGGACAUCACUCAUGAUACCAAGUAUCUUCUUAUAGCAAAUCGCGCAUUCUGGGAUACCACUCCUAUAUCAAGUGAGAUGGCUGUCAAGUAUUUGAGGCAGUAUUCUGGGAGCUAUAGUGUUGCUAGCAUGUGCGAUAAGCUUCUGAAUCUUUGCCGCAACCCGGUGGACAACUUGACGCUGAUACUGGUUUACUUCAAGCCGAGUGCCAGGCUCCCACGUCCGGUCCCGCCUGCUCCCACCAACUUGCCCGUGCCCGUGGUUGGCUAGCGAGCUGCACGUAGGGAGCUCUGAGUGGAGUCUUGAUCGAGAGGAUAGAGGGAGCUCAUGGGCCUGGAAGUUCUGCAGUGCUAUAUGUUUCAUGUCUUGAUGUGAUGCCAUACGAGAAUGAUGAUAACAUGGCGUAGGUACGAGUUGUUCAGCUUACACUAGUACUGAUUGGUGCAUGCUUACUGAGAUCUGUUUAAGAGAUUUUGCUUUGGAGUUGGGUUCUUCACGCGCUUAGUUUUCCGCGUUUGACCUGAUACUGUAGUUUCUAAGAAUUCCUAUGUGUUGCAGAGUACUAUGCCUUUCUGAAUCUGAAUCGCACUGAAUUCUUGUUUCUGUA